Molecule: messenger RNA, 1743 nt
Organism: Mycena citricolor
Lineage: Eukaryota; Fungi; Basidiomycota; Agaricomycetes; Agaricales; Mycenaceae
Source: the annotation of a GenBank genome assembly
AGGGCCGUCAGGAUAUCUGUCUGAGUUGUUUGGUUUUGACUCCGCACAGAACUCGGCCGGGGCUAGCACCUUCCAAUGCUACCCAAGGUCGCAACCCAGCUCCUCCACAGCACUUCUCGGGCAGCUGUCGCGGCCCAGAACCAAUCCCAUCAUACACUCCGCAAUGUCCUCCAUUCCUCAUCCAGCUCGUCACCCGCGGGUGCCCGCGCGGGACCCAGCUCGAGUGGGGGGUCGAGCAAUGGGCCUGGGCCGGGAGGUCAAAAGUACACCGGCAGUCGUUUCCAGUCGGGCUACGGCGGCGCUGGUCGCGCGGUGACGCAGGCUAACGCCAUGUCGUCGCAGGACACAAGCGUCGCGCCGACCGACGAGGAAGAACAGGAUUUGGUCAUAUCCCACCGUGUCUCGUUGAACACUUCCUCGCGCAAACGCCCGCGUAGCUACAGCCUCUCGUCCUCGUCUUCUCCCUCCCCGAACGCGCCGCCGGCAGGCAUCCUCAAGACUGUGCAGUUGCAUGCGCGGUCAAGGCACGCUUUCACAGCGGCGCUUUCCCCAGACGAACAGGACGCGGCAGUCGCACCCCCUGCGCCGGCUCUGGUUCGUAGGAACUCGACAUCGAGUUCGCCUCCGUCUCCCCGUCUGGUUGCCGCCGAAGAGGCUGCAGCUCUUCCUCCACUGCAUUCCUCGGCAACAGCGCCUCUCCCUCCGCUCUCCGCCACCGCUCUAGAUUCUGCAGACCCCGCUGCUCCGCAAACAGUGGAGCCUCCCCGUCCUCCGCCGGAAUCAGCAGCCGUGCAUGCCAUCCGUCGUGCGCAGAUGGCAGGCAAUGUGAAUGGUGUUGCGCAAGCUAUUAGAGAACACCUUGUUGACACGUCUGCUUCUCUUUCCGUCCGGGACUUCAACAUAGCGAUCGAAGCGCUGCGGGAGGCACGGCAGAAAGAUCAGUCGUUGACUCUGCUACUGCAGACGUACGGUUCAAUGCUCAAGAAAGGUGUCCUGCCCAAUCUGCAGACUUACGUCGAGCUCAUACUGGCCAUCGGGGACCGCGACAACGAGAUCCAUACGGCCAUUACCACGAUACGUUCACGCGGGCCAGUCUCCAAGUCCAACGCGCAGAAGAUUGAGCGCCUGCAGGCCGAAAACACGUUUGACUCUGCGAUGAAGCUGUUUGAGACGAUCAACACGCCUGAAUACUUGAAGUCGCUUCGGAUGCAUGUCUUCGUUGCUCUGUUGCGGCUUUGCGCAAACCACGGGCGUCAGGAUGCGGCCGUUCAUGUCUUGAGUGCUCUGGAACGAACUCAACUCACCCCGUCUGCGGCGGUCUUCCGACAUAUGAUCAGAGUCUAUGCGACGCCCACAAGCGUCGACAAUGCUGAAAUCAUCUUCAAGGAUUUCUUGGACCGUGCUUCGUCCGGAAAGUUGCUCUGGAAGGCCCCGGCUAUCGACAUAGACCAGUCACGGCGCCAAUACCUACAGGUCUACAACGAAAUGGUCUCCACGUACUUUGUUGCUGGUCGGCCUGACAAGGCCGUUGAGCUCCUCGAACGGAUGAUGUCCUCCACUGCAGCACCGGAAUUCGCGCAAGUGGACACGCCUCAUCCAGCGCCUUCGACAUACACUGCGAUCAUUUCUGGGUUUAUUCGCUCUGGGGACCUCGACACCGCCAUCACAUGGUUCCAGCGUUUGCUGGCUCAGCAGACAGUCGCCGGGAAACCCUUCGAAUGUUCUACGGCGUGCUUGACCUGA